Molecule: messenger RNA, 1698 nt
Organism: Dujonia railenensis
Lineage: Eukaryota; Fungi; Ascomycota; Pichiomycetes; Serinales; Debaryomycetaceae
Source: the annotation of a GenBank genome assembly
AUGAAUUUGAAUGCAAUUCCGAGGCCGUCUCGUGCCAUAGGACGACUUGUAUUAGGUGUAGUUAUAUUCAUCGUUAUCUUACAAACUGCAUACCAAACAUCAAUUCAUAAAAAACUCUAUCCAGGGGUCUCAUCUGAGAGUACUAAUGUGUUUACUAAACCAAACAUUUUUGGGGGGUCCCAGGUAUCAAAACCAAGUCAUCAAUUUUGGCACGAAGUAUUUGUAGUAAUGAAUGGGAAUAAACCAGAGAUUGGGGAAGAUGAGUCCAGUGCUAUUAGGUAUACUGAUUCGAGUAAGGAUGGGAUCAAAACUGAAAAACAUUUACUUGCAAAAGCUGAAAUUGACCCUCAAGUCAUCGCUGAGAUCAAGGAUAAGCACUCGAAAGUUUUAGCUGACCUUCCAGAAUUGAAGGCAGAUGUGGCUUAUAAAUCAGGAACUAGCGGUAUCGUAUUUGUUGGUGGAGGAAAGUAUUCUUGGCUAGCUUACCUUUCUAUUUUAGCUCUCAGGGAUACUGGGUGUAACCUACCCAUUGAGGUCGUGAUACCAAGGUAUAAAGAUUAUGAAGCAGAAAUUGAAUUCUGUACUACAGUAUUACCCCAACAUAAUGCUGCUUGUGUAGUUAUUCCAGAUGUCUUGGGUCCUUCUGUAAUGUUGAAAUGGACCAAAAAGUUAGCGACUUAUCAGUAUAAGUCAUUAGCUUUGAUGGUUUCCUCUUUCCAAAACGUUCUCCUAAUUGAUGCUGACAAUAUACUUAUCAAAUCUCCUGAGCCUCUCUUCAGCAGCUCUUUGUUCAAUGAGUACGGUAUGAUCACCUGGCCAGACUACUGGAAUAGAGUAACGUCACCGGUAUUCUAUGAUAUUGCUGGAGUCAAAGUUGAUAGACUGAAGAGAGUUAGAUAUAACAAGAUGCCUCUUACAAAUCCUCAAAUUUUAGAAACCGAUGAAGAAAGAGAUCAAGUGCCGUUCCAUGACUUGGAUGGUGCAAUUCCUGACGGUUCGACUGAAUCUGGUCAACUUCUUAUUAACAAGGCAACUCAUUCGAAAACGCUUUUACUUUCGUUGUAUUAUAACAUGUAUGGUCCUAAGGUUUACUAUAAGCUUCUUUCUCUAGGAGAACCUGGAGAAGGUGAUAAAGAUACAUUUCCCGCAGCAGCGCAUGUGGCUAAACAAUCAUUCUAUCAAGUGAAAUCUAACAUUCAGACUUUUGGUUAUUUUGACAGUGUUCAGGAAUUUCAUGGAGUAUCAAUGGGUCAAAAGGAUGCCUUAAUUGAUUUUGAUGCUUACAAAGCAAAAGUAUUAGACAAGUCCGCAAGUCAAAAGGGAACCUCAUUGGAAGAGAAUAUUCAAUAUCUUGAAGAAUUGAUUAAGUUAGAUUUCAAUGGGCCAGUUCCUGUCUUUACCUUACAUUGUAACUUCCCCAAGUUAGACCCUGUAAACCUUAUGGAUAAGCCUGAUCUCUACGAUGAAGAAAAUAAGGUGAUCAGAUAUAGGAUGUAUAGUGGAUUCAAGUAUAAGAGAUCCAUCACUAGGGUUGAUAAAGUUGUGGAAAUUGAACAAGAUUUUGAAUUACUCCAAUGGCAAAACAUGAAAGAGGCCAUAUGUGAUAAAAAUUACGAUUUUCCUUACUUGGAAGCUUCUAAGAAGGAAGACAUUUGUACUUUGAUAAAUAAUCAAGUAGUAAAGUUAAUGAAGGAGUAA